This is a messenger RNA of Parasteatoda tepidariorum (common house spider), 2626 nucleotides long. Lineage: Eukaryota; Metazoa; Arthropoda; Arachnida; Araneae; Theridiidae. The record is from RefSeq and is a predicted model, not a curated record.
UUUAGAUCUGGCAUCAAAACAAGGUACUCAUGUAGUCGCACUGCUGUGAUCUCUUGCUGAGUAUUUGAAUUUGAAUAACUUUAAACGAAGAUAAUUAACGGUAGUUAAAUAUUUUAUCUUCGUAUUCUGAUUGGUUACGUAUUUUUCAACCAUCAUGCAAAUACUCAAAUUGAAAUAUUCUGUUUAUUUUCCACCACAUAUGUUUUAAAAUUGUGUUUAAUCAAUAAAUGUUUCAGUUGUUGCAUUUAAAUUAUUAAUAUUAUGUUUAAUAGAUUCAGUACUAAAGAUUAGUAUUAGAAUCGUUUGAUUCUUAUACAGUCAUUUUUUAAAAGAUAUUUCUUUUGUAUUCUUUUGAAAAAUUCCAGCAGUUUUUAGUGAUCAAGGUGUACUUUGCAAUAUUAGAUGAGCUCUAAAAAUCAAAUUUUCAAUCAAGAGGAGCUGGAAGCUGAAAUAGAGCAAUCCAGACAGGCUCGGGAUAAUCACAAUUUCAAGAAAUCAAAACAUUCUCUAGAUAGUGAUGAGGAGGAUGAAAAAGAGGAAGCAAAAAAGUAUAAUGUGCUAGAUCCUAAUGAAUUAGAAGGACAAGAAGAUAGAACUAUUGAUUUUGAUGGUGAAAUUCGAAUCACCCCUUUUAAUAUGAAAGAGGAAUUAGAAGAAGGAUAUUUUGAUAAAGAUGGGACUUACAUCUUCCAAAAAGAAGAAGAUGUCGUAAAAGAUCAGUGGCUUGAUGAUAUUGAUUGGAUAAAGGUAAAAGCUAGAGAAAAAACUAAAAGAAAAGUAGAGGACGAUGAGGAAAGUGAUGAAGAGAGACCUGCCAUUGAUGUGGUUGACCACUAUACUAAAAUGCUAGAUUUGAUGAAACCAAAAGAAACUGUCCAGAAAGCUAUUUGUCGUUUAGGAGGUUCAACUGCCUCUAGAAGUGCUAGCAAUAAAUGGAAAAAGAAAAAAGACAGUGUAGAAGAAGCUAACACAAAAAGUGAAGAAGAUGUAGAAAAAUUAGUGACUUUGACUAGCUUAGCAAAUAAUCUUAUACAAUCUGGAGACAUGGAUGUGUAUCAACAAACGUAUGAAAAAAUGUCAUAUUAUGUCAAUUCCAAGACUAAAUCUAAUGAUCAAAAUGGUGAUGAUGCUGCAUUGGACAUGUUCGGAGAUGAUUUUGAAGAAACUGUUGAUGAAAAUAAAACUUCUGUUUCUGGGCAUCACAGUCCGUCUCCAACUGCAGAUACUAACUCAGAAGUUAUGUGGGAGUUCAAGUGGGAUAAUGCAAAGGAUUCCAAAAUUUAUGGUCCCUUUCCAACUUCCCAAAUGCAACAAUGGGUUGAAGAAGAAUAUUUUCAAAGUGGAGUAUUUGUAAGACAAGUUGAUAAGCCAGAUGCUGAAUUUUAUAGUUCAAAGAGAAUGGACUUUGAAUUAUACAUGUAAAUUGUUUUUUCACAUCAUUAUUAUACCAUCUUCAUUUUAUAAUUCAUAUUUCAUCAUUACAAUUAAAUAAUUUUUGUUUAAACUUGUGAAGAUUCCUGUACGUUUGAUGUUUUUUGUGCAAAAUACAUUCAUGUGGUUUGAAAUGUUUAAAAUUUAGUUUUAUUUGAAAAAAUUGUUUUUGUUUGUUUAAUUUUGUUUUGAAAAAGGAUGUUUUUUAUUUUAUCGACUUUUUUAUGCCUUCUUGUUGUUUAACUAUAAAUCUUUUAUUGUUUAUUAAAAUUUAAUUUCAUAAAAAUAUUUCACUUCAGUUUACUCUUAAACUGGGAAAAAAACAAAAAGAAAAACUGUCAAGUUUCAGGAUUAUAGUGCUGCGGGAAAUAAUGUUCUUUUUCUAGAUUUUGUUUGAUUUAUCAUUGAAAAAUUUAUGUUGAUAUAUUGCUGAUAAAAUAUGACAAUUUAGGGUUUACUCUACCAUCUUAAAAUUUUCAAUGGAAUUACUUUUAUUCUCGAUAUAUUUAAAUGAAUGAAAAAUGUAUUACCACACCAAAAUAUUCAACAUGAAAAUAUACAAAUAUAUUUUUAUUUAUUGUGAUGUGAUAUGUAGAGAUUCUAAAAUGUAAUCUAUUUUUCUAUUUAAGCAAAACAUCAUAAUGAUUUUGAAGAUAUUCUAUUUCUUGCUAAAACUCACUCAUAAAUGCAAAACUGCUUUCAGUCCCCCCCCCCUUAUUGUACAACCUUAAUGCUCCGGUUUAUGUAAAAUUGUAAAUUUAGAAGUUAGGGGAAUGUCUAUUAAUUUUUAUCCGCUUCAUGUGUGUUGAUGAUGUUUACAAGAAAAGUUAGAAAUCUGAAUCAUGUUAUAAUUUUCUGUGAAUAGUGUAAGAAUAAAAUUUUUAUUAUGUACAAUUUUUUUUAAGAUUUCUAUAAUUUUGAAAAAAUUUCUUAUUCCCUUUUUUUUUUAAUACUGAUUAUUUAUAAAAACUAUUGCUUGUGUAAAUUUUUGAGCAAAUCCGUUUUUUUUAUUAAAGUUAGUAUUUUAUCGUAAAAAUUAAAAGGUUAGUUAAAUUACAAAACAAAAAAAAAUUUCAUUCUGAAAAUAUUUAAAAUAAUUUGUAAAUAUCUUAAUGUGCACUUUGGAAAGAUAUAAUCAUAAAAAUGUUUUAUUAAAAUAAUUUUUACUCAGACUAAUAAAAAAAUUUUGACUCAG